ACGCACGCAUGCACCCGUGCUCAACAAAUGAACGACGAUUUGUCGUGUUUGAACAGUUGAUAGGUCAGGCAGUGGCAGGUGCAGAGAUCCUGUUGUGCCUUGGUGGUCGCUGGUACCGCGGGGUGGCAGUACGUGACCCGGUGCGAGCGCGAUCAGCAAGCACCUCCUCGCUGCGGGACGAUGCGCGUUUCCUCGGUCUUCGAGGCAGUGGACCAGCGCUUGGCAGCAGAGAGGCGGCGUAGGUGGGAGAGGGAGGAGGAGGAGGAGGAGGGAGGUGCGUUACGCUUCCGUCGUUCCCUGUUCUAACGCCGAUCUUCGUAUUUGUGAGGUCAUGUUUUGCUCGUCUUGGGCAUUUUCCAAUCGCCCGUCGGGGCUGUUUCCAUCAGGAAUAACACACACACACACACACACACAGAGCGAGAGAGAGAGAGAGAGAGAGAGAGAGAGAGAGAGAGAGAGAGAGAGAGAGAGAGAGAGGCGAUUUGAGUGAGAUUUGACGAAUGAGGGCGGUGUUUGAAGCGAAAAAGCUGGUGUGGAGGGGUGGAAAGGAGAACGAUAUCACUCUUAAGAGUUGUAGAAGUAGAAGAGGGGUGAAGAGGUGUGAAAGGGGAGGUGGGAUCGAUCUGUGAGAGCAGUAGAGGUGUUCACAGUGUGUGUGGGAAGAAGGGGGGGGAGGGGAAAGGAGUGUGUGUCGGAAUUAUAUGUUAUUUUGUAUUGGAGCGGAAGAGUGAGAGACGUGACGUGGCAGUUGCUGAUGAGCUGGAUCUAGACUCUGAGAGAUUGAAUCUGGAGAGAAGAGAAGGAGAAAGAGGCGGGAGACAGAGGUGGGAGUGAAGAGGUGGUGGUGUGUAUUUACUUUUCGUAAGCUAAAUAUUGCCCUCUUUUAUUUGAGGGAUUUUGCGGGUAUCGAGUCGAGGAGGAUUCCGCAGAUUGCCAGGAGCAUCAGCAGAGGUCAAUCAUCAAUAGAUCAAUCAAUCAAUCAAUCAAGUAAUUAAUCAUGGCCGUUGAAAUUGCUCGAGUGCACGGUCUAAUUAGAUCUCAUUUGACAGAGAAAGAUGGCGACGCGAGAUUCGGCAGUAAUCUGCUAUGCGAUCAAGACCGGCGGGGAGGAGGAUUAGGAGGACUGGGAGGAGGCGGAGGGGGUGGUGGUGGUGGUAGUUGCUUUGGAGGAGGGGGUUUUGUCGACAGCUACUUCCCGUUGUUGAUGCCUUCUUCAGAGAAGAAUACCCCUUAUCAUUUCCCAUCCAUGUUUUCGUGUGACCCAGAUCCCAACCACAGAUCCUGGAGACUUACGUCUGCAUCCCACUCGACGGAUUCGUCAGAUGGCAAUUCGUCGGACGAUCUUGAUGCUGUGUUUGAUGGGCAAGAAAUCGCUGAGAGGAUUGCGCACUCCAUGCUCGAUGAAGAUGACGACUUGUCUUUGGAAUCUUCCAUCGCCGCCGAAACGGAGCUCAACUUCAACUCCUUGCAUCUCAGGCAACUUCUUGGUGGCGUUGUUGAUCAGGGGAGUGACACGGGCAUGAUGUCGCCCGGUAUUUCUGCCAGCGCGUCUUCCUUGGGGUUGACGUCGUCCGAUGAUCUGCUUGCCGACUGGGGGGAGCCGAGGCUGGGAAACGUCCUCACGUCUAAUAAGGCGGGAAUGGGUCUGUCGUCGUACUACUCGAGAACGGCCCCAUCAUCGCCAACGGCAGCUUUGUCGCCAUGCUCAUCGCCGUCGGCAUCGAGGCUAGAGAUCAACCGACCACCUCCGCUUCAACGAGUACUCUUGCAGCAGCAGCUGCAGAUCGCCCAGCAGCAGCAGCAGCAGCAGCAGCAGUUUGUGCAGGGAAGGGAUUUCGGCGCGUCAUCGUCACCACUGGUUCAUCCGAAAAACUAUAUCUGGAAGACUCGUCCGGCCUUGCCGCAGAAUGUGCAAGUGAUGAGUGGUGGUCCCAACGGGCAGCAAACACAGAUGAUGCCUGCGAAGAUGCUGCAAAGGUCCGUGUCAGCGCCGUUUCCAUCGUCGGUGAAAGAGCAGGGAGUGGCUGCGGUUAUGGCGGCGGCGCUUUCUCCUCAUCACCACCUGCAGCAGCAGCAGCAGCACCAGCAGCAGAUGACCCUACUCUCCCCUCAGCAGACUACGGUCUUCGGAAAACAACAACAACAGCAGCAGCAGCAGCAGCAGCAGCAGCGGAGGAACUGGGGAGCCUCCUCCAGAGGCGGAGUAGGAUUAGUGAAGGAUGACGAAAAGAGACAAGUCUCUGGCGGAAAUAAUAAUCAGAGUCGAUUCCAGAACAGAGGCAAUCUGACUCCGGCGGGAUGGGCAAGAAGCCAACGACAGCAGCAGGCACAGCAGGGGCAGCCUGGAAGAGCUGUAGGAGGCCAGAGGGGGUCUUCGGGUCACCGUUCUCCGAGGGCAAUGGAGGGCAACGUCACCCCGCAGCAAUGGGCAGGUAGUCCCACGCCAAUCAGCAACGGCUUGCGUGCCGUCUUCUUGCCGGGGGCAGGAAGCUGUGGGCGAGAAUCUGGAGGAACGGGCGUUUUCCUUCCCAGAUGUCCUACCAAUAAUGGGAACGAGUUUCGACGGAAGAAUAGCAAGACCAAUCAGCGCGGUGUGCUAAACGACAGCACCUCUCCUGCGUGCUCGCCUGUUCUGCUUCCAUCUCGACUUGUCCAGGUACUUAACCUGAACAUCGAUGAUCCAUUCACCGGUGGAAGGUCGCCACAACGGUCACCUCGUACUCCAGUGAACCAAGCCGAUUUCAUGCCCUCUCUCUGUACCAGCAAUCGCAUGGGAAUGGGACGGCUGGGACAGUCUAAGGGCCCGUCUGCUGUGAGUGACAAGACCUGGGCCAUGCCUUCCGUUGCCACGAGUGUAGAGAGCAGGAGGAAGAUGCAGAUGCAGAUGCAGAUGCAGGCCUCAGCGCCUAGUUCACCUGUUGGACAGAAGAUGCACAGCGGCCGAGGCAAUGCAGCGGUGUAUUCUCUGGGCAUGAACAUGGCGCCGAACGGCAGCAGCAGCGCCAGCAUCACCACCGGCAGCGGCAGUAGCAAUAACAACAGCAACAACAACAACGCUUGCGAGCUCAAUGACUGUGCUCUUGAGCUGCCAUCGGAAUGGACGUACUAGUUUUACGUACGGGGACGUAAGAAGACGACUGUGUGUUGUGGAUGGAUCGAUCGUCUUCCGCCACCUGCCGACGCAGCAGCGCUUUGGGCUUUUCACUUAAAGUGCUCUGAUAUACUUAGUUGCAGCACCAAGUGAUGGCUGACGAUAAUGGAUAAUGGGCUAUUUAUAUUUGUCAUCGCCAUCAGGCUGCUUCCAGGUAAGAAGGGUGUACCGAUUUUCCGAGUGAAGAAGGGUGUGCCCUGCCCCCUUUUCGUUAAAGGAAGGGGGGAUUAUGUUGUGUAGUAUGAUAUGAUGUUUACGUGUAGAAAUCUAUUAGACAACGGAUUCUGUGUCAGAUGACCAGAUACAUUCUGUCAAUUUUCUGUCUUUUGUGCAGGCAGAUGACCAGAUACAUUCUGUCAAUUUUUUGUCGUCUUCUGUUCAGGCAGAGUUGUAUUGUCGGACUUGUGAGGGCAUCCUCUCACACGAGGGAUUCCUUCCUGUUUCUGGAGGUAAUUUCGGUCAGAUACGUCCGUGUCCGACUGCAAAUGCAGUCAGGACUGUUUCCGAUAGUGCUCAUGUGAGUACACGUUUGGAAUCUGUGAUGUGAUGUGAUGUGAUGGCAGUGAAAAAGCGCAUUACGUCGAGGUGUAGGUAAGAAAUGCAUGGUCUGUCACGCCAGAAGUCGCGGGUUCAAAUCCCGUUUUUCCUGGGAGGUAUGGCUGAGUGGCUGAAGGCAGGGCCUGUGGAUGGUUUGUGUAGAGUUUCGCAGAGGCUUUCGCUUUAGUCGCUGUGGAUGGGUGGAGAGAGAGAGAGAGAGAGAGAGAGAGAGAGAGAGAGAGAUCAUUUCUGGCUUUUUGCUGUUCAAGAUCCGACAGCAGGGAUAUAAGAGGUCAGUGAGGCAUUUACAGACUGUUGGAGUAUGAUGAUAAUGAAGAGGGAAGCUGUGUAGAGAGACUUGGGGAUGUGUGUGUAGCAUUGUGUGUGUGCAGUUGUAUGACCACACAAGGGAGUGUAUAACAGCAAUUUCAGAAAGAAGAUAGUUGCGUGGGGGAUGGAUAUGAUGCAAUAUAUCAUCAUCCUCGUUGGCCUUCUUAAGAUCGCCACCGUUUCCAGGGGGGAGCGCAAUGCAGCAGCGUUCAGGGCGUGUAUCGUUCGAUCCUGCGCGAGAAAUUCUCUUCAGCAGGUGAUGCAGUGCAGCCGAGGACUCAUGAAUUUUGCCAGCUAGCUCAGGUAUCAUCAACUGUUUCUUCUAUGUGUUUCGCAGGUAUCCAUCGUUGGAGGGAGGGAGGGAGGGAGCAGAGAGAGAGAGAGAGAGAGAGAGAGAGAGACCUCGGUUGCAUGAGGGGUGGAAGUGUGUACAAAAGAGAGAGAGAGAGAGAGAGAGAGAGAGAGAGAGAGAGAGAGAGAGAGAGAGAGAGAUGCCUUGGGGGUGGAAGUGCAUGUACUAGUUUCACUGGAGGUGUGCCUCUCUGAGAGAGACGAAGGAGGGGGGGAGAGAGAGAGAGAGAGAGAUGCCCUGGGGGUGGAAGUGCAUGUACUAGUUUCACUGGAGGUGUGCCUCUCUGAGAGAGAGAGAUGCCUUGGGGGUGGAAGUUUAUGUACUAGUUUUA
Chara braunii is the source of this 4701-nucleotide messenger RNA. NCBI's taxonomy places the organism in Eukaryota, Viridiplantae, Streptophyta, Charophyceae, Charales, Characeae. The record is from the annotation of a GenBank genome assembly.